This is a messenger RNA of Phalaenopsis equestris, 1548 nucleotides long. Its product is annotated as vicilin-like seed storage protein At2g28490. NCBI's taxonomy places the organism in Eukaryota, Viridiplantae, Streptophyta, Magnoliopsida, Asparagales, Orchidaceae. The transcript has 4 exons. The record is from RefSeq and is a predicted model, not a curated record. The coding region runs from base 53 to 1420 and encodes 455 amino acids.
GCCCAUCACAUUAAACCUGCCUCAUUCGAGAAAGCGAAACAGAGAGAGAAAGAUGGAGAAAUGGAAGCAAGGAAGUGGCCUACUGGCGGCGAUCUUCUUCUCGCUGUUAAUGGCGGCGGCCGCGGCGGAGAAUAGGGGGGAGUGGAACGUUCCCGGCGGCCAUGAUUGGUCGCAGUUCCUUUUGAAGAAGUCUGAGGUGGUGACGAAGACGGAGGCUGGGGAGAUUAGGGUUUUCAGAGGCCACACAUGGAAUGGCCAUCCGCCCCGCCUGCAUAUUGGCUUCGUUACCUUGGAGCCCAGCUCACAGCUCAUUCCCGUUUACUUAGAUGCAGAUCUCAUCCUCUUCGUUCGAAGAGGGGAAGUGAAGAUCGGUUGGAUUCACGAAGACGAGUUGGUCGAGCGCCAAUUAAAAGCUGGAGCGGUUCUCCGCAUCCCUGCAGGAUCCAUCUUCUACUACGUCAACAACAACGAACAUCAACUCCAAAUCAUCGCCGGCAUCGAACCAGUCGGCACAGAUCUUAUCGACGACUUGUUCACGCCUUUCUACGUCGGCGGUGGGGAGUUGCCCCCCUCCGCUUUAGCUGGGUUCGAUUUAAGCACACUGACCACUGCCUUCAAUGCAACACCAGAGGAAGUGCGUGCGCUUACAGCCGCCCGCUUCGGCGGGUCGAUCAUAAACAUCAUCAGUGAGGAUGAUGAUAACCACCUACAGAGGUUUGCCGGUGCCAUGAAUUCGGCAAUGGGAAAGCUUAAACAGGGUAGAAAAUUAACGCAGAAUGAUGAAGUGAAAACCAAAGAAAGUACGAAAGAAGCGUGUACAUGGUCAAGCAUCUUUAGCUCGUUCUUCUUUGGAGAAACAGCAACGGAGAACAACAAAAUCCAGCUCCGAGGCGACGAUCCAGUGGAAGCACCGGAUGCAUACAAUAUCUACGACCACGAUCCAAAUUUCAAGAACGAUUACGGAUAUACCGUUGAGGUGAACGAGCACGAUUACUCACCUCUCAAGCAUUCGGACAUCAGCGUCUACCUCGUCAACAUCAGCGCGGGAUCGAUAUUGGCGCCGCACGUGAACCCUCGGGCGACGGAAUACGGGAUUGUGAUCGCAGGAUCGGGGACGGUGGAAAUCGUAAACCCUAACGGAACGAAGGCGUUGAAGGCGGAAGUGACGGUAGGGGAUGUUUUCUGGGUGCCGAGGUUUUACCCGUUCGCUUACGUGGCGGGGAGAGAGGGACCUCUGGUGAUUCUAGGGUUUACGACAUCGUCGAGGAAGAAUAGGGCGCAGUUUCUGGCGGGGAAGGGUUCGACGUUGAGCCUUCUGAUCGGGAAGGAGCUGGCGGCGGGAUUUGGGGUGACGGAGGAGGAGUUGAAGCAGCUGGUGCACAAGCAGGUGGAGUCGGUGAUAUUGCCGAGCUGGGAGUAGAAGUGAAGAGUGGAAAUGGAGGUAAAAGGGUGAGGCCGUCCUUUUAUAGAGUGCAUUUAGGGUUUUUCCGAGUCAGGAUUUUGCUUUUUGGGGAAGAAAACAAAUUAUGUACUGUGUAGUUGUCUUUA